This is a messenger RNA of Gossypium raimondii (Peruvian cotton), 1421 nucleotides long. RefSeq names its product protein phosphatase 1 regulatory inhibitor subunit PPP1R7 homolog. Gene Ontology annotation, molecular function: protein binding. Bases 104 to 1120 code for a protein of 338 amino acids. The record is from RefSeq and is a predicted model, not a curated record. The transcript has 6 exons. NCBI's taxonomy places the organism in Eukaryota, Viridiplantae, Streptophyta, Magnoliopsida, Malvales, Malvaceae.
UUGCAUCCACCAGGUGAAAAACAAAGCACCAGAAAACCGAAACUAUUCCACUGCACGACUGGUCGACGGAAGCUGCUGGCGUCUCCGCCUCCCAAAAAAGAAGAUGCAAAACCAGAACGAACCACCAGUAGAAGCCAACCCGGACCAAGAUGAUCAAACCGUGGAGAUUGAUUUAUCCUCCAUCACCAUUCUCGAUCUUACCAGCUUCCAGCUCCCCGAUCUCGACUCGGUGGAAUUGCCGCCAAAUCUCAUCGAUUUGGACCUGACAACGAACCGCUUAUCGAAUUUGGACUCUCGGAUUGCGAACCUCAUCAAUCUCAGAAAGCUUUCUUUUCGACAGAAUCUCUUCAACGAUGCUGCUAUCGAGCCAAUCUCCAGCUGGGAAUCGUUAACUGGUCUUGAGGAGUUAAUACUUAGGGAUAAUAAACUGACGAAAAUACCAGAUGUGGGUAUAUUCAAGAAGCUCUUAGUUUUUGAUGUUUCUUUCAAUGAAAUCACUUCAUUACAAGGAUUGUCGAAGGCCUCCAGCACAAUCAAGGAACUCUAUGUCUCCAAAAAUGAAGUUACUAAGAUGGAGGAGAUUGACCACUUGCAUGAGUUGCAAAUCCUUGAACUUGGUUCUAACAGACUACGGGUGAUGGAAAAUUUGCAAAAUUUUACAAAGUUACAAGAACUGUGGCUAGGAAGAAACCGAAUUAAAGUGAUCAACCUUUGUGGGCUUAGCUGCAUCAAGAAGAUUAGCUUGCAAAGUAACCGGUUAACAUCUAUGAUAGGGUUGGAGGAAUGCAAUGCCCUAGAAGAAAUAUACUUGAGCCACAAUGGUAUUGCAAAAAUGGAAGGCCUAUCAAAAUUGGUCAACCUCCGAGUAUUAGAUGUUUCAUCAAAUAAGCUAACAUCAGUCGAUGAUAUUCAGAACUUAACAAGGUUGGAAGACUUGUGGCUCAAUGACAACCGAAUAGAAUCACUUGAGGACAUAGCUGACGGUGUUUCUGGUUCAAGAGAAAAGCUCACUACUAUCUACCUUGAAAAUAAUCCAUGUGCGCAGUCUCCUAACUACAAUGCUACCCUGAAACAAAUUUUCCCCAAUAUUCAGCAAAUCGAUUCUGAGGUAUUUGCUUAAAAAUUUUGGUAGGAUCUGGACUGUUGUAGUUGAAUGUUCAUAAAUUUGCAAUCACGCGUGUAGUAUGCUAACGGUAACAUCUCCAGUCCCUUGUUGUCUGGAGCUUGUGAGUUUGCAUAUGUUGCUAGGGGAAAACAGGGUUCUGGAAGUGAUCCCUAAUUCUUUGAAGGGGAUUAACCAUGAUAUGUUUAUUUAUUAAAUGCAGUGUUGUUAAUCAUUGUUUUGAACAUUCUUAAUCUCUUGAAUUGUUGACCUCUUUCCAACUUUUUAAUAAUAUUUCAAGCUCUCUUGUAAACAAGAA